Physeter macrocephalus (sperm whale) is the source of this 1498-nucleotide messenger RNA. It is a transcript of the gene ANKDD1A, whose product is annotated as ankyrin repeat and death domain containing 1A. Lineage: Eukaryota; Metazoa; Chordata; Mammalia; Artiodactyla; Physeteridae. Gene Ontology annotation, molecular function: protein binding. The record is from RefSeq and is a predicted model, not a curated record. The transcript has 14 exons.
AUGGAGGAGGAGCUGGCGUGGGUUACCCAGGGCCUGCUUCCUCUGGAGAGGCAGCUCCAUGAGGCUGCCCGCCGGAACCACAUUGGGAGGAUGAAGGAGCUGAUCGGGAGGAGAGUACACAUCAGGGCCAGAAAUCACGUGGGCAGGGUGGUCCUGCACCGGGCUGCAGGCGCAGGGCACGAGCAGGCUGUGCGGCUGCUCUUGGAACACGAGGCUGCUGUGGGUGAUGCGGAUGCGGUACGGGUCCCCUCACGCAGGCAUGUCUGUUUUGGGAUGAAUGUGCUUCUCCUGUCUGCCUGGUUCAGCCACUUACGGAUCCUCCAGAUCCUGGUCAACUCCGGGGCCAAGAUCCACUGUAAGAACAAGGAUAGCCUGACCUUACUGCACUGCGCAGCCCAAAAAGGCCACGUGCCAGUGCUGGCGUUCAUAACAGAGGACCUGGAGGACGUGGCCCUGGACCACGCUGACAAGCUGGGAAGGACAGCGUUUCAUUGGGCUGCGGAGCACGGACAGCUGGGUUCUCUGGACUUCCUUGUGGGCUCUGGCUGUGACCACAGUGUCAAAGACAAGGAGGGGAACACAACCCUUCACCUGGCCGCCCGCUGGGGCCACCUGGCUGUGCUGCAACGAUUCAUGGACGUCAGGCCGGACCUGGAAGAGCGGAAUGCGGAAUGUCUGACUGCCCUGCACGCAGCUGCUGAAGGGAUCCACCCCGACUGUGUGCAGCUCCUCCUCAGGGCCGGGAGUAGUGCGAACGCCCUCACCCAGAAAAAGCAGAGCUGCUUCCACUACGCAGCCCUCGGUGGCCCUGAGGACAUGGCCUGGGCCCUCGUCCAUGCAGGAGGCAGCACUGACGUGGCUGAUCAUCAGGGCGCCUCUCCUGUGCACAUCACCGUGAGGCACAACUUCCCCGUCCUGGUGCAGCUCCUCAUCGACACCGGCAGUGACCUGGAUGCAGCAGACACCGCUCACCUUGCCGCCGAGCAUGCCUGGCAGGACAUAGCGGAUAUUCUCCUCAUUGCUGGGGUUAACUUAAACCUGAGAUAAGGUACCUCUCAAGGAAAAACCACCUUGCCAGUGGCCGCCCACUUCAACCGUGUCAGCCUGGUGGACAUGAUCAUAAAAGCCGAUCGCUUCUACAGGUGGGAGAAGGGUACUCUCUCAUGCAGGGACCUCUGUGACCCCUCUGGGAAGAGCUUGACCUUUAAGUAGCACCAUUGGCAGGAAACGCAGCAGCUCCGCUCUGUGCUGUGGUGACUGGCCUCCAGGUACCUGCAGCCCCACGAGUGGAAGAAGCUGGCGUAUUGCUGGGAGUUCACCGAGGCCCACAUCCACACCAUCGAGCAACAGUGGACAGGCCUUUACACAGACUGGGCCCUCUGCCCCUUCGUCCACAUUGACCUGUGAACUUCACAUUCUUCACGAAUCAGCUUGAGCUGAAACCCAUCGUUCACACAUGAAACUAAAGGUGCUCCCUGUAAAAAGGAGAGGAGCUGCU